Molecule: messenger RNA, 2652 nt
Organism: Girardinichthys multiradiatus
Lineage: Eukaryota; Metazoa; Chordata; Actinopteri; Cyprinodontiformes; Goodeidae
Exons: 4
Coding region: 191-841 (216 amino acids)
Biological process (GO): negative regulation of T cell proliferation; cellular response to lipopolysaccharide; immune response
Cellular component (GO): external side of plasma membrane
Source: RefSeq, a predicted model, not a curated record
AGACUAACAGAUCGGUUUCUACAGCAGGAAGUCAUCACAGCACUGAUAGAAACAUGUUACCUCUCUGUGUUUCUAAAUGCAGCUUCUAGGUCAGUAUAUUAGUGAGAACAUCCUGAUUUUAGAUCUUCUACAACUGGUUUUCUUUUCUUCCUCAAACUGAUCAGCGGACUCAGAUGGAUGAAGGUUUCUGAUGAAGAUGAUCAGACUUAUUUCUACAGAGGUUUCCUGGGAGAAGAUGAUCUGCAGGAUCCUGCUGCUCAUCAUCCUCAACUCAUGUCUCUGUGCAACAUUUGUAGUGAAUGUGACACAGAGCUGCUAUCAGGCAGAGGAGAACCACAACAUCACUCUGGAGUGGACCUUCACCACCAGACCUCAUGGAUCCUGGAGACAACUUUUUAUCCUCUGUGAAGUUAUAGCUCCUCCCAGAGGACUGGUUCUGUAUCAGGUCCAUGAUGGUGUUGAGGUGUCAGAGUCUCAGGAUGAACAGUUUUCAGGACGAGUCCAGAGUGACAAAGACGUCCUCAGAGAAGGACGAAUCAGACUCCAUGUGUCCAGACUGAGGACUGAAGACUCUGGUCUGUAUCUGUGUGACGUGAAAACUGAUGAAGGUUUCAACUCUGGAAAAUGUUGUCUCAACGUUUCUGGAGUUGCUGAUCAGCUUCAACUUCAGAGACCAACUUUGACUCCAGAAACAGAGAAAUGGAUAAUGAUCAUCUGGAUUACAUCAGCAGCAGUUUUGGUUUUAUUCAUUAUUAUAUUCUCAGUUUUAAUAUUUAUUUGUAAGAGAAAUCAAGCUUCAUUCGUCUACAGAGACGUUCUGUGUCUCAAAGAAACAAUAUGAACUCUGAAAGGAUUUUCAAAGAAAAUUCUUGAAGUUCUGUUUUAAAGAACUGAAAAACUUUAAAAUCUGUUUUCAAUACAAGAAGAUAUUAUUUUAAAUGCAUAUUACCUUGUAUACGGUGUAUCACAAAAGUGAGUACACCCCUCACAUUCCUGCAGAUAUUUAAGUAUGUUUUCAUGGGACAACAUUGACAAAAUGACACGUUGACACAAUGAAUAUUAGUCUGUGUGCAGCUUAUAUAACAGUGUAAAUUUAUUCUUCUCUCAAAAUAACUCAAGAUACAGCCACUAAUGUCUGAACCACCAGCAACAAAAGUGAGUACACCCCUAAGAGACUACGUCCAAACUGAGCACUCUUGUCAUUUUCCCUCCAAAAUGUCAUGUGACUCGUUAGUGUUACUAGGUCUCAGGUGUGCAUAGGGAGCAGGUGUGUUUAAUUUGUAGUACAGCUCUCGCCCUCUCAUACUGGUCACUGAAAGUUCCAACAUGGCACCUCAUGGCAAAGAACUCUGAGGAUCUUAAAAGACAAAUUGUUGCGCUACAUGAAGAUGGCCAAGGCUACAAGAGGAUUGUCAACACCCUGAAACUGAGCUGCAGCACCGUGGCCAAGAUCAUCCAGCGUUUAAAAGAAGGGUCCACUCAGAACAGACCUCGCGUUGGUCGUCCAAAGCAGCUGAAUGCACGUGCUCAGCGUCACAUCCUAAUGCUGUCUGAAAGAUAGGCGCAGGAAUGCUGUCAGCAUUGCUGCAGAGAUGAAGAGGUGGAGGGUCAGCUUGUCAUUAAAUUGGUCUGCAUGGCCGUCAUCCCAGAAGAAAGCCUCUUCUGAAGUCUGUCCACAAGAAAGCCCACAAACAGUUUGCUGAAGACAUGUCAACAAAGGACAUGGAUUACUGGAACCAUGUCCUAUGGUCUGAUGAGACCAAGAUUAAUUUGUCUGGUUCAGAUGGUCUCAAGCAUGUGUGGCGGGAAUCAGGUGAGGAGUACAAAGAUAAGUGUGUGAUGCCUACAGUCAAGCAUGGUGGUGGGAACGCCAUGGUCUGGGACUGCAUGCGUUCAGCAGGUGUUGGGGAGUUACAUUUCAUUCAGGGACACAUGAACCCCAAUAUGUACGGUGAAAUACUGAAGCAGAGCAUGAUCCCCUCCCUCUGGAAACUGGGUCGCAUUGCAGUGUUCCAGCAUGAUAAUGACCCCAAACACACCUCUAAGACGACCACUGAUUUAUUGAAGAGGCUGAGGGUAAAGGUGAUGGACUGGCCAAGCAUCUCUCCAGACCUAAACCCAAAAGAACAUCUUUGCGGGAUCCUCAAGCGUAAGGUGGAGGAGCGCCAAGUCUCGAAUAUCCGCCAGGUCCGUGAUGUCGUCAUGGAGGAGUGGAAAAGCAUUCCAGUGGCAACCUGUGAAGCUCUGGUAAACUCCAUGCCCAGGAGAGUUAAGGCAGUUCUGGUAAAUAAUGGUGGCCACACAAAAUAUUGACACUUCAGGAACUUUCACUAAGGGGUGUACUCACUUUUGUUGCUGGUGGUUCAGACAUUCAUGGCUGUAUCUUGAGUUAUUUUGAGAGAAGAAUAAAUUUACACUGUUAUAUAAGCUGCACACAGACUAAUAUUCAUUGUGUCAACGUAUCAUUUUGUCAAUGUUGUCCCAUGAAAACAUACUUAAAUAUCUGCUGGAAUGUGAGGGGUGUACUCACUUUUGUGAUACACUGUAUUUACUACUGUUGACUUUAUCAUUAAUAAUCUGCUGUGAUUUCAUUGUAAAUAACUCUAGUGUCUAAUCAGAUGUUUCAUAUUUAAUUAAAGUCGUUUUAAAGUU